Messenger RNA from Episyrphus balteatus (marmalade hoverfly), 1443 nucleotides. Its product is annotated as innexin inx5-like. The transcript is spliced from 3 exons. NCBI's taxonomy places the organism in Eukaryota, Metazoa, Arthropoda, Insecta, Diptera, Syrphidae. Gene Ontology annotation, cellular component: gap junction; plasma membrane. Gene Ontology annotation, molecular function: gap junction channel activity. The record is from RefSeq and is a predicted model, not a curated record. Gene Ontology annotation, biological process: phototransduction. The coding region runs from base 151 to 1245 and encodes 364 amino acids.
ACUUAAAAGUCAAAAAUCCUCCAUUUUUGAAGCUUGAGCUUCAUGUUUCACAUUGAUAAAAUCAUAUUCUUAUUGGUUAAAAUUAAUUGCUUUAUUUAUAUAAAAUAAAUUUAUUUUUUCUUAUAUUCUUCCAAAAAUAAAAAAAAAACAAUGUUUCAAGCCAUACUUCCCCUAACAAAAUACCUAAAAUCAAAAUCAGUCAACAUCUAUGACUUUGCAUUCACCUUGCAUUGCAAGGUCACCGUAGUGAUCCUGUUAACUUUUACAAUUUUGGUUUCUGCACGCCAAUUCUUUGGCCAACCAAUCGAAUGCUUAGCUGACGAAAAGCAUCUUGAAUAUGUUAAUCUAUUUUGCUGGACAUUGGGCACAUUUAUUCUUACUGAUUCAAAAGGUCAAACAAACAAUCAUAAUUCGAUUGCAGUUGGAGUUGGUACUGAAUUUAAAGAUAGCCAAAGGCUAUAUGUGCGUUAUUAUCAAUGGGUUAUGUUAAUUCUAUUGAUACAAGCAUUGUUUUUUUAUAUUCCGGCAUUUAUUUGGAAGAAAUGGGAAGGCGGAUUUAUAAGUCAACUUUGUGAAGGAUUUGAGCGAAAGGUUCUCAUGUCGGACAGUGCUAAUAAGGAACGAAGGACAUAUUUGAUUCAGAUUUUUCAUCCAAAUUACAAACAAAUGCAUCGGUCGUAUGCUAAAAGCUACUUCUUUUGUGAACUUAUGAAUUUUAUUAUUUGUAUUUUAAACCUUACCCUAAUGAAUUUAUUUUUCAAUGGAUUUUGGUCGAGUUAUUCCCAAGCAAUGGGUCAAAUACCAUCCUACAAUUGGGAUCAAUGGAAUGAAAUGAGUUCCAAGGUCUUCCCCAAAAUAACCAAAUGUGAAUUCUUUAAAUAUGGUGGAUCUGGAUCUCAGAGCAAAUACGAUUGCUUAUGUGUGCUGCCAAUCAAUAUUUUAAAUGAGAAAAUAUUCGCAUUCCUUUACGUUUGGUUUCUGAUCCUUAUGGUGGUUUCUGCAAUGCAUUUAACUUUUCGCAUAAUUGUUGCAUGCAGUAGUGCAGCUCGUAUAAUAAUGACUCAAUGCAAUGUCGGAUGCAAUCAGAAGAAACAAGUUAAUCAACUUGUCCAGGACAUGAGCUAUUCUGAAUGGUUUCUCUUGACUCGUAUUUGUGUGAACAUAAAUCCUUUAAUGUUUUCCGAAUUGGUUCGCGAUUUAUAUGACUUUCAAAGGUUAAGAAAUAACAACGAAAUGUCUGUUUGAAAUUUUCAGUGUUUAAACUGAAAGAACAAAAACAAACAAAUGUAAAUAUUGCUCUAAGGUUUUUCUAAAAACCAAACUAGUAGCACUGACCACGUAAAAUGAAUUAAAUUUCACAUUGAAUGUGAAUUAAUUUUUUUUGUUUAUAUACUGUAUGUAAAAAUAUACAUAGAAUUAUUGGAAUAAAAGUUUCUUUUUUUU